Molecule: messenger RNA, 2741 nt
Organism: Astyanax mexicanus (Mexican tetra)
Lineage: Eukaryota; Metazoa; Chordata; Actinopteri; Characiformes; Acestrorhamphidae
Gene: foxf2a
Product: forkhead box F2a
Exons: 2
Coding region: 454-1593 (379 amino acids)
Biological process (GO): animal organ morphogenesis; regulation of transcription by RNA polymerase II
Cellular component (GO): nucleus
Molecular function (GO): RNA polymerase II cis-regulatory region sequence-specific DNA binding; DNA-binding transcription factor activity, RNA polymerase II-specific
Source: RefSeq, a predicted model, not a curated record
AAGGGAGAGAUUUACGAACUGAUAGGUGGUCGCGUUUUGUUUGGCCGAGCGACUGCGCGCAGAAGAGGGUCUUGAAGCAGCGAGUUUCCUCCUCUCUUCAAGGUUUGCUUAGUUAGUCCUUGCCAUGGCCACCAAGAGAGCAAGGACGAGUGGCAGUCUUGGGGACACGUAGCUGGAGAUUCACACCGGUCGCAAAAACAAACCAACCAUUUUUUGCGCGAUAACCUAGCAAGAAAGACAGCGUUUGGAGAUACAACGAAAAGAAGGACUUCCACACGUCUAGAUUUUGCCUUACAAUAUUAUUUAAAGUACUUAAAAAAACAAUUUAAGUCAGAAUCGAGUAAGACUUGGUAAAAACAGAACCUAAAGCGGUUUGGAAAGCUGGUCAUUUCCAUUUUUUUUUGAGGUUCUCUGUUUGUUUGCUUGGUUUGUUUUUCUUUGGAUCACGCAGCGAUGACCACCGAAACGUCUCAGCAGCAACUGGACCCUCCGCCUCCUCUCCGCUCGAGCCCAGUGUCGACGGGGUCUCUUCACGCUGCGCUCCAAAGCUCCACCACGGCGGCAGCAGCAUCUGCGGGCGGCACCAAAGCCAAAAAGUCCAACUCGGGCAUGAGGCGCCCGGAAAAGCCGCCGUACUCCUACAUCGCGCUGAUCGUGAUGGCAAUCCAAAGCUCGCCCACCAAAAGGCUAACUCUCAGCGAGAUUUAUCAGUUCCUGCAGGCGAGGUUCCCUUUCUUCAGGGGCUCCUACCAAGGCUGGAAGAACUCGGUGCGCCACAACUUGUCCUUGAACGAAUGCUUCAUCAAGCUGCCCAAGGGCCUGGGCAGACCGGGCAAGGGCCACUACUGGACCAUCGACCCCGGUAGCGAGUUCAUGUUCGAGGAGGGCUCGUUCCGACGCAGACCGCGCGGCUUCCGCAGGAAGUGCCAGGCCCUGAAGCCGGCCAUGUACCGCGUAAUGAACGGCAUCGGUUUCGGCGCUCCGGUGCUGCCCCAGAACUUCGACUUCCAAUCGCCGUCCGCCUGCCACGCCAACGGCUACGGCCUGGACGCCAUGGCCAACGGCUACGGCCUGGACGCGAUGACCAACGGAGCGCCGCAUCACGUGUCCCACGUGUCGCCCGGUCCGGGGUCCGCGUACAUGACGGCGUGCCAGGUGACUCCGGGAGGAGAGUACGGUCCAGCGGAUAGCAGCAGCAGUCCAUUGCAUUCUUCCUCGGCCGUGGCGGGGGCUCUGGAGUGCCCAACCGCGCACUGGGCUUCCACCGGCGUAUCCCCAUAUAUCAAGCAACAAUCGCUGGCGUCUAGCAGCAGCAGCAGCCCGACCUCCACCGCGCUGCACUCCGGCAUGUCGCCCUAUUCACUGGAGCAGAGCUACCUGCAUCACAGUGGCAGAGACUCGACCGAUUUAGCAGUGGGAAUACCUCGCUAUCAAACGCACUCUUCGCCAGUCUGCGACAGAAAAGACUUUGUAUUGAACUUUAAUGGCAUCGCUUCUUUUCAUCCGACUGCUGGCGGAUCGUACUACCACCACCAUCACCACCAGCUUCACCACCAGGGCGUCUGUCAGGACGUGAAACCGUGUGUCAUGUAGCUCCGACCCGGACGAGUGGAGAACGGAAGUUGGACUGAGUCCUGGAAAAGGCCCGAGUUGCAUUUCCUGACCUUUUGAAACCCUUGUUUAAUGGACACAUUUAAAAAAAGAGAGACAUCAAUUCAUGAUAGACUGAAACUACUCGUCUUUGAGUAUAAAUUAUAUACAAAAAUACGUAUGCAAACAACGUGGGCUAUAUCCACGUACAAACAUGCACUCUUUUAGGCCGGUAAGGUUUCAUCUUACAUACAGAUUAACGCUGAGAUAUAAAUGGAUAGAGAUCAACAAUUUUUAUAAAUUAAAAUAUUAAAACAAUCAUUCAAAACAGUUUGUAGCGUUUCCGUUACAAAAUAGAAUAUACACACAAUAGAUACAAUCACAUAAUAAAGUGAAAUAAGUGCAACUUUUUUGUAAUAAGCUGCGGUUUUCCAAUGUUUUAUAGGUAAAACCAUAUGUGGCUCUUUUCUAAAGGUUUAUGUUAAAUGAUACCGCUUAAAUUGUUAAGUUCAAUCUUCAAGCCAGGUCAUUUAAGUUAAAACAAAACAAAAAUAAUAGGUUGUGUAAUUAAAUAAUGAACAAAAAUCAGAUUUUUUUUUACAACAAUGUAGUCAUUUGUUUCCGUGUAACCGUAGUUUGUGGUUUAUGGAAGCUGUUGCAAUUAAAAAAAAUCUCCAAUAGAUCUCAAUCACAAAUUCCGAAGAAACGUACCUGCAGAUUCAACCAAGCUAUAAAUACAACACCAGCCUAUACGGAAAAAAAACCUUGCUCGUCACAAGCCAACACAAUGAGCCUAUUUAAAUGUAUGCAACCCAACUAAAAGAGUUCAGUAACAAAACGCUUUUGUGGAAAUCAAGUUUUUUUUCCUAUUGAUAAUCAUUUGCCAAAGAAACAUACAGGGUAUGACUGGGUAUAUACUUUUGUGUUUUUUUUUUGUUUGUUUGAUUGUUUUUGCAAAUGUAAGUCUCAGAAAUGCAUAAUUCAGUUGUAACAUAUAAUAACUGACUGCACUUAUUUUGUUUCAACAGCGCAGUGAAGCCAGUGUAAAGCAAUGUAACCAAACAGGUGCUUUUAACACCACUGGAUAUUUUGCUGCGCCGUUGAAAAACUGCAUUUAUGUACAGUUCAAUAAAAGCUAUAUUCUCAAAGUA